AUGACUACUGAACCAACAGAAUCAGCUACAGUAGAAUCAGUAAUUGACUCAAUAAAAUCCCAAAAGUUAUCAAAAGAAAAUGCUGAAAAGUUAUUAAUCUUAAUUGAAUUAUUACCACAAAUUUUAUCAGAAUUAAAUAAUCCAGACUACGAUGAAAUAUUCGGGUACAGAAUCAACACUAAUGAAAAACCACACGUGAACGUCCCAGUAAGAAAUGAAAUAUUACUAAAAUAUCUAGCAGCUGAUAAAUAUGAUUUAGAAUUAGCUAAAAAGAGAAUUAUCAACUGUUUAAAUUGGAGAAAUAAAUUUCAACCAUUACAUGCAGCAUUUGAAGAAAAAUUUGAUUCAGAAUUAAAUGAGUUGGGUGUAAUUACUAACUUUAACAAUACUGGGGCAAAUUUAAAAAUCAUUACUUGGAAUCUUUAUGGUAAUCUCAAAAAUCCCAAGAAAAUAUUUGAAAAAUUCGGUGGUAACUCAAUUAAAGAAUUACCAGGAAGUCAGUUCUUGAGGUGGAGAAUAGGAUUAAUGGAAAAAUCACUCCAGUUGGUUGAUUUCACUGAUCCAAAAAAUAAUAAGAUUGGACAAAUUCAUGAUUAUAAUAAUAUAUCAAUGUUUAAAAUUGAUCCUGGACAAAAACAAUCUACAAAGGAAAUUAUAGAAAUAUUCGGAUCAAAUUAUCCUGAACUUUUAAGUACUAAAUUUUUUAUAAAUGUACCGUUAAUUAUGGGUUGGGUUUUUACUUUUUUCAAAACUAUUAGAAUUAUAAAUGAAGAAACUUUAAAAAAAUUUCAAGUUUUAAAUAAUGGGAAUCUUACUGAAUUUUUACCUUCAAAUGAAUUACCUAAAUCUUAUGGUGGAAGUAGUGGAAAAUCUAUAUUUGAUUUAGAUAUUAGUAAUAGUAUUAAAUUAAAUGAUUAUGGUGAAAUAAUAUUGAAAAAAAUUGGUGAUGAUGAAAUUGAACAUAAUAAUGAUGAUGUUGAAUAG
This is a messenger RNA of Lodderomyces jiufengensis, 984 nucleotides long. RefSeq names its product Sfh5p (gene SFH5). The record is from RefSeq and is a predicted model, not a curated record. Bases 1 to 984 code for a protein of 327 amino acids. Gene Ontology annotation, molecular function: phosphatidylinositol transfer activity. Gene Ontology annotation, biological process: Golgi to plasma membrane protein transport; regulation of exocytosis. Gene Ontology annotation, cellular component: cortical endoplasmic reticulum; plasma membrane; cytosol. The transcript has a single exon. NCBI's taxonomy places the organism in Eukaryota, Fungi, Ascomycota, Pichiomycetes, Serinales, Debaryomycetaceae.